GUCGAGAUGGUGUACUUUGUCAUGGAUCAUCUUAUCUUGAACAAGCCAUUCCAGUGGAUGUUAUAACCAUACUCAUAAGCUCACAACUAGGUCUACACGCUCAUUAAUUUGCAGAAAGCUUAUACAUCUUCAAACUUAGGUCUUGCUUCAUCUUGGAUCAAAUACUCAAAUAAUUUAUAGUUUAACGAGAAUUUUUUUUCAACAACAAGAACCUACAAUACCAAUUAAGGACUUCAUACAAAUAUGUCGUCUACACAAAGUCCAAACAAUCAGAGUGCAUCUCCUCCCAAUAUUUGUGCAGUAACUUCCCCAAAUACUCAAUCAACUGCUCAAGUAUGUUCAAAUUGUGCCACUACUAAAACACCACUUUGGAGAAGAGCUCCAGAUGGUUUAUUAAUAUGUAAUGCUUGCGGUUUAUAUUACCGUGCAAACAAUUCUCAUCUUGGAAGCGUGAUUGGUGCUGAACAAAUUGGAAAUGUUGCUAUUGCUUGCACAAAUUGUGGUACUACCGUGACCCCAUUAUGGAGAAGAGAUGAUAAUGGUGAUACUAUUUGUAAUGCUUGUGGGUUGUACUAUAGAUUACAUGGAUUACAUAGACCUAUAAAGAUGAAAAGAGGUGUUAUUAAAAGAAGAAAAAGAAAUCCU
Molecule: messenger RNA, 645 nt
Organism: Hansenula anomala
Lineage: Eukaryota; Fungi; Ascomycota; Saccharomycetes; Phaffomycetales; Wickerhamomycetaceae
Product: GATA-type transcription factor
Exons: 2
Biological process (GO): positive regulation of transcription by RNA polymerase II; negative regulation of transcription by RNA polymerase II
Molecular function (GO): RNA polymerase II cis-regulatory region sequence-specific DNA binding; DNA-binding transcription factor activity, RNA polymerase II-specific; zinc ion binding
Source: RefSeq, a predicted model, not a curated record